AAACUUUGUUGCUUCACUGAUGAUUACUCAAUGUGAUUAGUAAAAUAUCUUUUUUUAAAAAUUGGGUCUAUUUUUCUUUCUUUUUUCAUUAUCGUCGCUAUUGUGAUUCAAGGGACCUCGCAACUUUCCAGUUUCCAGAAUUCAACGAUGGACGUUGGCAUUGUUAAAAUCGCAGAAGAUAAGGAUUUCGAAAAACUCAAACAGCUCUAUGAUAACAACAAUGAUUGGCGAUUGGAUUACAAUAAACCAGAUUUAUGUGUUUGGACAAAAUCCGUGCCAGGAAUUCAUUUUCGGAUGGUUAAGAUUAGAACGAGAUUUUCCGACGUUAUGCCACAAACUUUAUUCGACGUUCUCCACGAUCCGGAAUAUCGAAAAGUCUGGGACAAUCACGUUAUUGAAUCAAAAGAAAUAGGCUUCUUUAAUCCCAAUAAUGAUCUCGGUUAUUAUUCAAUGGCUUGCCCAUCGCCCUUGAAAAAUAGGGAUUUUGUACUUCAAAGGUCAUGGUUAGACACUGGUGAAGAACAAUUAAUCAUAAAUCACUCCGUAUAUCAUAAAGAUUAUCCUCCCAGGAAGCAUUUUGUGAGAGCGACGUCAUAUUUAACAGGGUAUAUUGUGAGACUUUCGCAAAACGGUGGUUCAGAAUUGGGUUACGUCUCUCACACAGAUCCACAUGGAAAAUUACCUGUGUGGCUCGUCAAUAAAAUCACGCAAAUUUUCACACCAAAGAUGGUAAAGAAAUUACACAAGGCAUCGCAAAAUUAUCCCUCCUGGAAAUUAAUAAACUGUCCAAAUCUCAAACCUUGGCAUUUUCCGGAACAAAUUUCAGCGCCAAGAAUUAAAAUUGACGAUUGUGUAAAAUCAGCGGAGGAAAAGAAUUUAAAAAAUAAUUUCAUGGAUGAAUCGCAAUUAAAAGAUAAGGGCGAUGCAAUAAUGGAUGACUGUAUGUAGAA
Leptopilina heterotoma is the source of this 950-nucleotide messenger RNA. Its product is annotated as START domain-containing protein 10-like. Gene Ontology annotation, molecular function: lipid binding. The transcript has 7 exons. NCBI's taxonomy places the organism in Eukaryota, Metazoa, Arthropoda, Insecta, Hymenoptera, Figitidae. The record is from RefSeq and is a predicted model, not a curated record. The coding region runs from base 148 to 948 and encodes 266 amino acids.